GAGGAAACUAGAUCAGUUGCGGAGGAGGAAACUAGAUCAGUUGCGGAGGAGGAAACUAGAUCGGCCGAAGAAGAGGAAAGUAAAUCGACUGAAGAAGAGGAAAGUACAUCAAGCAUUGAGGAGGAUGAAGAGAAAUUGGAGAAACCACCUGAAGAAAUAUCUCAACCAAAGAAGCGAGAAAGCUUCGAAGAAAAAGCAACAGUACUCAUCGAAGAGAGAUCAGAGCCUGAAUUUGAGAAGAGAGACGAAUCAGUUAAGACAGGAGGAGAGAUGAAAACAGCAGACGCAAAAUCGGAAGUUACUCCCAUUCAAGACGUAAGGCAAGCAGCUGAAAAAUCUAACGAACCAGAAACAUCUGAAAAUGUUAUCAUUUGCACUGAUCAUAUGGAUUGGUUCAAAAUUGUCUCAAACGAGUACAGAAUACCUGUACUUCUAAAAAAUCGACCUCAUUACAUGAGCAUCCCUGUUAACGCUGUAUCAGAAUUAUACAAACCAGGAGAGAUUGACUUGUCUCGAUUAAAAGUUAUUGAUGUUGCAUCUCGAGAACCUCCAGCUAUAAGACCUAGACUUAACAAACAACAGCUAAAGAGGAGGGCAAUAUUGAUUAAACGAAUACUUCCACGACAUUCCCUAAAAAUAAAUAUAAAUUUUCCAUACAAAUCGGCAAUAUUAAAAGAAGCAGCAAACAAGGUCUUGUUUAGCCGUGACUAUUAUGACUAUUUAUCUGAGAAGAAAUUAUCUUUCAUUAUAAAUCACUUAAUGAUAGAAAAUGUAGAUUUAGUAAUCAACAAUAUUUCUUGGGAGAAUAUUUGUGAAGAAACUUUGAUGAUAAUAAUAGAUCUACACAUGUGGAAGAUGGUUUUAAUGGAUUUUGCAUUGUUUCUCGACGAUUUUAAGCAUUUUGCAGCCUUCGAAUUCGGUGACGUGUUACUCAAUGAUAACGACUGGAAAGCUCAUCAUCUAUACAGUUCUAUUAUGUAUAUAAAACAAUUCAUCAUGUCUUACAAGACGGAGGAAUUAACUAAGUUUUACUCCCUCCUUAAACUUUGCAUUUUGCUGGAAACUUACAAAGAACAUGAUUCUAAGAUCGAUGAGAUGUAUAAACCUAUUCUUAAGAAACUCGUACAAUAUCAUUCUUUACAAUUUGUCAAAGAUAUCAAGAUGAUAAACUACCAUAUAAAUAUCAAAAACGAGGAAGUAAUGGAUGUGCUGUCACACUUUACCAAUCUCGAGUACAUUGAUAUUGUGAAGGAUUUUGUUCCCGAAUUUGGUACUACGCUCGAGUAGGAGUUAUUUAAGAACCAGAGGAAUCUUCAUUUCUCGUGUUUGCUGUAACUUCCGUUCUUAAUUUUUUCUUGGUUCGAAUAACCGAUUGAUUAAUAAUUAACAAUUCCAAUUGUUUAUUCUACGUAAUAUAAAAUUGUGACUUGUGUAGCCUAAAACUGCUGCCUGGGAUUGUACUGUUACGUAAUAAAAUGUUUUAUUGUAAUUGUUUUUAAUAAAAUUCU
Molecule: messenger RNA, 1508 nt
Organism: Centruroides sculpturatus (bark scorpion)
Lineage: Eukaryota; Metazoa; Arthropoda; Arachnida; Scorpiones; Buthidae
Exons: 8
Coding region: 271-1287 (338 amino acids)
Source: RefSeq, a predicted model, not a curated record